GAAAAAAUAAAUCGCAUAUUUCGGUGGAGCUGUUCAAUUUUACCUUGUACAUAUCUUGAAGUAGAUUUUUAUCCCAAAUUAUGUUGACAAGUUACCGGAUAUUUGUUUGAGUGGAAGUUGAAGAGAAUAUAGUUUUUGGAAAUGGAAAUUUACGGAAAUUUCCCAUUUUGGGAAUCACUCCAUUGUCCACCAAGUCCGAGCUCAUUUAAUACAAAACUGCGAUCGUACCGUGGGCGUGAGAGUCCAAUCGAAACCGAAGUAACGGAAAAAAUGGUAUCAAUACCGGUGAAUUGUACUUGCGAAGUGCAGCGCAGGCGUGAGAGACUCCCAUCAGUCGCAUCCCUCGCUGAAGCUCGUCCAAUGCAGUACCUUUUUGCCAGCCCUCCUUUCCAUAUCCCUCACGAUGUUUCAAGAUUCUCUCAGGAGAAUAUCGUCAACCAGAGAGAUGGACUUUGGUGGUAUUAAACCUAUAAAAUACACGCGCUGGCUUCUCACAAUAGUCGGCAUCUGGCCAACAAUUAAAAGACACUCAACAGCUAAAGACCAAAUCGUAGCUAUUCUUCUCCGAAUUGUUUGCUACAUACUCGCUUUUUUCGCUAUGAUACCAGGACUUUAUCACAUGUUUUUUCGUAAAACCACGAGUAUGAAGGAUAAAGUGGCUCUUAUCGGCCCUGUGGGCUUUUGGGUGAUGGUGACGAUAAAAUAUACCAUCAUGAUCUACCGCCAGAGAGGCAUUAAAAAGUGCAUCGAACAUAUUGAAAGCGAUUGGGAGAGGAUUUCCAAACAUGAGGAGUACGAAAUUCUCGUGAAAAAUUUUUUGACAGGCAGAAAAAUAACCAUUAUAUGCGCGUCAUUCAUUUACACCGGUGGAUUAUCCUAUCAUACGGUGGUACCAUUUGUGAUAGGAAGUGCUGUUACCACAGAGCGAGAGGAUCGGCCACUGAUUUUUCCCGGUUAUGAUGCUGCUUUCGACGUUUAUGCCACACCAGUCUAUCAUUUUGUUUUUUUAUCCCACUGUGUUGGAGCUUUCGUCAUGUACACUGUCACCAUCAUUGGCUGUAAUCUUGCUGCCAGCUUUGUAACACACGCUUGCAGUCAACUGGAGAUUAUCAUUUUGAAGCUCAAUGGAUUGGUUGACCAUCGCUACGACUGCAGUGACUCAUUGAAGUGCAAGCUCAAGUCCAUCGUGCAGGAUCACGUGAGAGUACAGCGAUUUCACAGAUAUGCUGGGGAUAUUGAGCUAGUCCUGCGUGAAAUAUGUCUCGUAGAGAUUUUAACAUCGGUUAUAAUCAUUUGUUGGUUAGAAUACUCCGUUCUAAAGGUAGAUACAAUUGCAAUGAAAUUUUUGAAGCAGGCAAAGCAGCAUUUUUUUUCAUGGAAAAUACUGGAAUUAAUUUCAGACGUGGGACGAGAGUGA
This is a messenger RNA of Fopius arisanus, 1417 nucleotides long. RefSeq lists its product as uncharacterized. Gene Ontology annotation, cellular component: plasma membrane. The record is from RefSeq and is a predicted model, not a curated record. Gene Ontology annotation, molecular function: odorant binding; olfactory receptor activity. NCBI's taxonomy places the organism in Eukaryota, Metazoa, Arthropoda, Insecta, Hymenoptera, Braconidae. The coding region runs from base 404 to 1417 and encodes 337 amino acids. Gene Ontology annotation, biological process: sensory perception of smell; detection of chemical stimulus involved in sensory perception of smell. The transcript has 2 exons.